GCACGCACUCAUACCAAAAACGAACCCCCAUUUCUUCUCAAUCUCAAAUCGCAAACCCUAGAAUCCUUUCAACAAACGAAGAACGAUCGGAGCAAAUACGCGAUGGGGAAGCAACCGGUGAAGCUGAAGGCAGUUGUGUAUGCUUUAUCGCCAUUUCAGCAGAAAGUAAUGCCAGGUCUAUGGAAGGAUCUUCCUGGUAAGAUCCAUCACAAAGUUUCCGAAAAUUGGAUCAGCGCCACUCUCUUUCUCGCUCCCCUCGUCGGAACCUACUCAUAUGUGCAGUACUACCAGGAAAAGGAGAAGUUAGAACACAGAUACUAAAGCUGUUUUCUUCAUAUGUCUGGAGAAAACCUCUAGCUCCUUUUGCCAUUUUCAACAGGAAAUAAGUUACUAUUGUUUGUCAUUUUUUGGAACUUCUCAUUCUGGAGAUACUCACUUUUUAUGGCCUAUAAAAUGCAGUUAACUUCUGUAUGGUCUUUUGAAAGUUCUGUGCAUUCCAAUCUACUCCAGGAAUGGAGUCAGGAAAAAUAAUUUGUAAUACCUUUCAUUGACAUGCUAUUAGAUCCCAUGGACAAGGAACUGUGUUCAUUCAAUUGUGCUGUUUUAGGCUUUGAUUAUGUGUAAGGGAAUGGUCAUAACUCAUAAGUUGUUUUGCCAUGUGGGAUGACAUGAAAAGGGUGCUGCAUUUUUUU
Molecule: messenger RNA, 692 nt
Organism: Nicotiana attenuata
Lineage: Eukaryota; Viridiplantae; Streptophyta; Magnoliopsida; Solanales; Solanaceae
Product: cytochrome b-c1 complex subunit 8-like
Exons: 2
Coding region: 103-321 (72 amino acids)
Biological process (GO): mitochondrial electron transport, ubiquinol to cytochrome c
Source: RefSeq, a predicted model, not a curated record